ACCCCACAUGAAAAAUAACGUUUGUCCUUGGUGUAUCUUCUUCUCUCACAGCAUCUCCGUGUUUGCUUCUCGUUCCCAACAAAUUGGCAUCUGACAUUGCUCCCUUCUUUAUAUUAUAACCAACAGCAAUGAACUUCACCGCAGCAACUCCAAUCCAUACGUCCUUCUAUCCUCCUUCCUCUCUCCAUUUCAAUCGCCUCAACCCCACAAUCCUCAAUCCCAUCUCUCUCCGCCCUUCCUUUUCUUCCUUCACCCCUCGCCGCUCCUCUCCUUUCCUUGCCUUCGCCGCCACCACUGCCUCCGACCACAUGGACUCCCAUCGCCUUCAGAAGGGAAUCGCCGAGUUCUACGAUCAAUCCUCUGGCCUUUGGGAGAACGUUUGGGGCGAACAUAUGCAUCAUGGAUUUUACGAUCCUGAUUCUUCCGUUUCCCUCUCCGAUCACCGCGCUGCGCAAGUCCGGAUGAUUGAGGAGACGCUUCGGUUCGCCGGUGUGGAGGAGGCGACUGCGGUGGUGGAUGUUGGGUGUGGGAUUGGGGGAAGUUCUAGGUAUCUGGCCAGGAAAUUUGGGGCGAAAUGUAGAGGUAUUACUUUGAGCCCUGUUCAAGCUAAACGGGCUCAAGCGAUUGCUGCCGCCGAAGGAUUAAGUGAUAAGGUGUGUUUUGAAGUGGCAGAUGCUCUGAACCAACCAUUCUCAGAUGGGGAAUUUGAUCUGGUAUGGUCCAUGGAGAGUGGGGAGCACAUGCCCGACAAAUCCAAGUUUGUUAGUGAACUAGUUAGAGUUGCAGCCCCCGGAGGUACUAUAAUUAUAGUUACAUGGUGUCAUAGAGACCUUGGGCCUUCUGAGAGUUCGUUGCAGCCAUGGGAGUUGAAGCUUCUUCAGAAGAUUUGUGAUGGCUUCUAUCUCCCUGCUUGGUGCUCCACUGCUGAUUAUGUCAAAUUACUCCAAUCCCACAAUCUCCAGGAUAUAAAGAGAGCAGAUUGGUCUGGGAAUGUAGCUCCGUUUUGGCCAGCAGUUAUUCGCUCUGCAUUCACUUGGAAAGGCUUCACAUCACUCUUACGAACUGGAUGGAAAACAAUAAAAGGAGCACUAGUAAUGCCAUUGAUGAUUGAAGGUUUCAACAAAGAUCUCAUCAAGUUUGCCAUUAUUACUUGCCGUAAGCCACAAUGAAGAAGAAGCUUCUUAGUAGACUUUUCCAUAACCUAAACCAAUCACUAUAAAACCUCACAACCAAAUUAUUCCCUCCUAGUAAUUCUUCUUCUUCUUCUUCCUUUUAUUUUCUUUUUAUGUUGCAUUUCUUGCCUUAUUACUUAAUUUUUAGCUUUUUUUUUUUAAGAGUUAGUUCCUUUCUUUAUGUUAGAAAUGGGUUAGAUUUUUUCCGCAUCCUUCAACUUGUUUUUCUUAAUGUAUAUCUAUUUGUGUUAGUAGGUGAAACAUUCACGUUAUCAUUUGUAAUUGUUAAGAGACUUGUAUAUUUAGUGAAGGAGCCUAUGUUCAUUAUUAUUAAA
Messenger RNA from Cucumis melo (muskmelon), 1507 nucleotides. Its product is annotated as tocopherol O-methyltransferase, chloroplastic. The transcript has 5 exons. The coding region runs from base 129 to 1169 and encodes 346 amino acids. NCBI's taxonomy places the organism in Eukaryota, Viridiplantae, Streptophyta, Magnoliopsida, Cucurbitales, Cucurbitaceae. Gene Ontology annotation, molecular function: S-adenosylmethionine-dependent methyltransferase activity. The record is from RefSeq and is a predicted model, not a curated record. Gene Ontology annotation, biological process: methylation.